UUUGCCUUUAUAGGAUCGUAACUCACCGUCCAUCCUUAAGAUUCUCAACACUUAUUUUUCUUAUAUAUUCAUCAACAUUAUAUUUCACAUUCCCAUACAUACUACUUGCACUAUCUCUUUCUUUCUUGUUCCACGUCAUUUUUUUUCAUUAAGGAUCAUUAUGGGUGAAGAACAGAAAGUGGAAGAACCAAAAGUCGAAGAAGUGAAACCAGAAGAAAAGAAAGAAGAAAAUGCUGAUCAAGAGAAACCUCCUGUUGUUGAAGAGAAAAAAGAAGAAGAACCAACACCGCCGCCACCACCACCACCACCUCCAUUUGUGUUGUUUAUGGAUUUGCAUUGUGUUGGUUGUGCUAAAAAGAUUGAAAAGUCCCUUAUGAGAAUUCCAGGGGUUGUAGGUGUGGAAUUUGACAUGGUGAAGAACCACGUAACCAUAAAAGGAGUAGUGGAACCACAAGCAGUUUGUGAUAAAAUAACCAAGAAAACAAAGAGAGUUGCCAAAGUAUUGUCACCUCUUCCUGCUGCUGAGGGAGAACCCAUCCCUCAAAUUGUUAACUCUGAGGUUCCUGGAUUGGUUACGGUCGAGUUGAAUGUCAAUAUGCACUGUGAAGCUUGCGCUCUACAACUCAAACGCAAGAUCCUGCGUAUGAAAGGUGUGAGAACAGUUGAGACAGAAGUAAGUUCAAGUAAAGUGAUAGUGACUGGGAGUAUGGAUGGGGAGAAGCUCGUGGAGUAUGUGUAUAGGCGCACGAAAAAGCAAGCAAAGAUAGUGCCACAACCUGAGCCCGAGCCAGCACCAGAACCCGAACCUGAGAAGCCCAAAGAAGAAGAAGCAAAACCCGAAGAAAAGCCAGCGGAAGAAGCAAAGCCUGAAGAGAAACCGGCAGAAGAAGAGAAGAAAGAAGGCGAUGAUGGUCCAAAAGAGGAAGGAAAGAAGGAAGGAGGAGGUCAUGUAGAGAGAAUGGAGAUGAUUGAUAUGCAAAGAAUGAUGUAUUACCAUCAAUAUCCACCAUUGUAUGUUAUGGAAAGACUUCCACCACCACAAAUGUUCUCUGAUGAGAAUCCAAAUGCAUGCUCUAUUUCUUGAUAUAUGAAAAUACAUAACUAUAUAUAAAUAUAUAAAAAUUAUAUAUAUAACAAAAUUCAGUCACAAAUAUUUUUGAAUGUGAUGUGAAUACCACAUUGUUGAUUACUUAUCAAUAUAUUACCUUAUGUUUCCA
This is a messenger RNA of Erigeron canadensis, 1217 nucleotides long. Its product is annotated as heavy metal-associated isoprenylated plant protein 9. The coding region runs from base 161 to 1084 and encodes 307 amino acids. NCBI's taxonomy places the organism in Eukaryota, Viridiplantae, Streptophyta, Magnoliopsida, Asterales, Asteraceae. The transcript has 4 exons. The record is from RefSeq and is a predicted model, not a curated record. Gene Ontology annotation, molecular function: metal ion binding.